Messenger RNA from Aspergillus welwitschiae, 1491 nucleotides. RefSeq lists its product as uncharacterized. The record is from RefSeq and is a predicted model, not a curated record. The transcript has 2 exons. The coding region runs from base 166 to 942 and encodes 258 amino acids. Lineage: Eukaryota; Fungi; Ascomycota; Eurotiomycetes; Eurotiales; Aspergillaceae.
AGUCACUCCAGAGUCACGGGAUACUUCCCCCAAAGCAUGUGCUCGCCGUGACGUCAUGGCAUCGUUGCUUUCGCCUGUGCUUCGCCUCCAUUCUUCGCCAGUCGCAACGAUUACUGUCUUACUGUUGGCUGUCUGUCGCUGGCACAAUGCCACUUCAUCAUCGCAAUGCCUACUAAACGUGCAAGGAAAAAUCCAUCGGUGGCACAGAAACCGCCUUCCCCUCCGCUGUCCGAGAAGAAUGCCGUCAUCACGCAAGAUAUCCCAGAGGAAGAGGGAGCAAAGCGAGAAUCUACCCUUCGAGAUGAGUCGUACACACCUGAGCUAUUCGACGAAGACGAGGAGAUGCCCGAAGAAACGGAGAAUACUAUCGAUCCCGACACUGGGAAAGCAGCCAAAAGAACGGCGGAAUACGCACUAGGAGGGGGAGGGUACAAUGCACUCAAGUCGUACAAAGGACAGAUGUACUCCGGAAUGGCUGUUGGAGGAUCGCACACCUGGACAUACGACCAAGGGACGUGGAAGGAAACCAAGGAAGAACCCGAUCUCUGGAGAAUCGACUACCAGACGAACAAAAGACGAGCGAGGAAAGCGCCUACAGGGAGUGGUGCGCCAGUGGGAACCGAGUAUCACUGGCUGAUUGUAGGCCAUCAGCAUGUGAAGAAAAUCGAUGCCAAUACGUACGAGACGCACCUCACAGGCUCGAAGUAUAAACUGGCGUACAAGUCCGCGUCAUCGAACGCUUGGUCGAUUCCGACAGUCAAGAAGCAACGGGAGCGGGAAGUCGAAUUGCUGGAUGACGCCAAACAACGCGUCCAGGGACUGCCGCCUGUGCUGGCAUCAGAGAAGGUCAAGGUUGAGAAACGCGAAAAGGGCCAGCAAAGACUCGACAGCAUGUUUGGAAAGGCUGCAGGCGUAAAACGAAAGGCGGAUGAAAAUGCCUGAUACGCGUUGCUUCCGACAAAUGCUACGUGACUAGGCCAUGUCACGUCUGCUUCGGCAUACAAUCUACGGCAAUCAUUCGGAUUUACGGUUCGAAAAAUGAGAUAUGAUAAUCGAUCCAUGAAGAUAUUAUGGACAUAAGCUAAAACUGGCUCGGGCGUAUUCCGGGCCAUAUUUUGCAAAAGUUUUUACUGUGAGGCUAUUCAGCAGGGUCAAAGCAACAAUCUAGAUCCUGCACUGAUGAAACUGCAAGACCGACGCUAUGUAGCAUAGCAACGGAGUCGAGAACGUAAGACAAUUGGAUAGGGCAUGCCCACUCCGUGUACUCUAUUACCCGAAAGCAUAAACCAACCCAAGUAUAGAGCCAGAUCUAGACUCACCCGCGAACAAACAAAUCUCAACCCUCAUGGCACGAUCUAGAACACCAAGAAGAAGUCAAUCUCCGACCCACAAUCUCAUCCUAUUCCUUGGAACCGUGACAUCAUCCACCCCAAACCCAAUAUAAGCUUAACUUUGGCCUCAUUCCAGACCUCCCCUAGACCAUCUACCCGC